Molecule: messenger RNA, 1070 nt
Organism: Ruditapes philippinarum (Manila clam)
Lineage: Eukaryota; Metazoa; Mollusca; Bivalvia; Venerida; Veneridae
Exons: 6
Coding region: 16-642 (208 amino acids)
Source: RefSeq, a predicted model, not a curated record
UUUUCAGAUUGAGAUAUGAAUAUAGUUAACGCCGUCUUGUCGGUAUUGUUCCUGUUUGGACAUGUGAUGUGUCAAGACACUUCAGAUAAUUAUGAUACAAUAGAUCAAUAUACACAAGAAGGUAGAUUUUAUCGAGGGCAGUUUGACAGAGGAUCUGGGGGGUCGCGGGAUAUAGGGUUGGGAAGCAGAAGUAGAACAGCCGAAUUUUUCAACAGCAAUCUUCAGUUAGACAACGUGGCUCAGUUUAGAGGUUCACCAUCAGGAAUAAGUCUUGGAGGUCCUUCAUUGACACGUGGCUUUGGUGGUUCACGCAGGGGUCAAGGUAUUCAAGAAGAUCCUUCGUUUAUAAGAAGACUCCUUGGAAGUACAGUUAUAGGACGUGAAAUGCGCAUGGGCGAACGUGGUCUACCACGACAUGGUGGUGCAGGAAUUGGGGAACAAUACGCCGACGGGAGAAAUAGUGGCUGGGACGGUAAUCCACAAACUCUUACAACUCAGUACCAGAACAGCUGGUCCGAUCCUUUUCAAGGCCAACCUAUCCCUCAACUUCCGGUAGGAUUCAAUGGAGAUUUCGGCUCAGUUAGAGGAAUGUUCGGAAGUAUGGGAUUACCCCCUCUGCGCGUACCUGGUCAAUUUUUAUAGACAAAGUGUUCCUAGAAAUGAAACAUAGAUAAAGCUCUUAAAGAAAAGAAGUUUAUAGAAGCUUAAAGAAGGUAAUAGAAGCGUAAAACAUCCAGAGCAAACCAAACACACAAGCAAACAAAACAUGGAGACACAUAUUAUCUUGUAUCAAUUAUUUUUUUUUUUACACAAAUGAUGACGUUUUCCCGGAAUAAUAUUUUAAGCAUAGCAAAGUCAGAAAAAUAAGGUUGGCGGAAGUAUUCAACGAUUGAGAUUUUCAAUGAUAUAAACUAUUAUAACAAUUUAAGAAAUAUUUACAAAAUUAACCUUUAUUUUUAUUUGUAAAAGUGGGAGAGAGAAUGUGAUUUAGGAAUGUUUUAAAUUAUCAGCGUAUCUAAGUUGCGUGAGUUGUUUUGUAUAUAAUUUCAGAAAACUUUUUUUUUCAAAUU